Messenger RNA from Hemiscyllium ocellatum (epaulette shark), 1502 nucleotides. It is a transcript of the gene camkmt, whose product is annotated as calmodulin-lysine N-methyltransferase. The record is from RefSeq and is a predicted model, not a curated record. Gene Ontology annotation, molecular function: calmodulin-lysine N-methyltransferase activity. The transcript has 11 exons. Lineage: Eukaryota; Metazoa; Chordata; Chondrichthyes; Orectolobiformes; Hemiscylliidae. Bases 280 to 1302 code for a protein of 340 amino acids. Gene Ontology annotation, cellular component: cytoplasm.
AAAUGCACGAGAGCCGGUCGUGACUGUGACUUUUUUUUUCGCCUGCUCCCUUUCCCCCGAUGCACAUUGUGUUUUCUCUUUGUAAUUUUUCUGUGCCUUUUGUGGGAGGGAAAGAUUUUUUUUAAAAAAAGGCUAGAACGUUGUGAGCGUGAAACAAUCAUUAAGAUGCAUCCCUGUGAACACGUGUCCUGUAGAUAACUCAAAGGGAAUAGCAGUAGUUUAAGAAAGAGACUUUGUUCUUUCUGCGAGUCUGGGAACCAGUUGAUUCUCGUGGCGUGGAUGGAACGCGGCCCCGGGAUUCAGAACGCGGCGCCCGGCGCCGAACCCGGAGCUGGCUGCGGCUGCUAUGGAAACGACAAGGCGCGUGAGCAACCGUCUAGUGUCCAGCUCAGCCUGGAGGAGUCCAGCCUGGCGAGAUCCCGCUGGAAACUGCUGCAGCGGGUGCUGAAACAGAAGAGCAUAGAUCAAGAAAAUCUGCUGCAGAUUUCUAUCAGAAGAUGUUUGACUUUCAAUAUAUUUUCGACAAAUGUAUUGAAGAAAUUGGAGACAGAUUCUGAUAAUGAAAUGUGGGUUGAAUACUCAUGCAUUCCCUAUCCACAGUAUAGGGUGUAUUUAAGACACAGUGUUGGCCCUCUGAAUGUUGAAGAUGUUCUCACCAGUUUUGACAACACAGGAAAUGUCUGCAUCUGGCCUUCAGAGGAGGUUUUGGCUUAUUAUUGUAUAAAACAUAACGAUAUAUUUAGAGGCCUUGCAGUUUGUGAGCUGGGAGGUGGAAUGACAUGCUUGGCUGGGCUCAUGGUUGCUAUUUCUGCAGAUGUCAAAGAACUUCUAUUAACUGAUGGGAAUGAAAAAGCCAUCAAAAAUGUUAGUGAUAUUAUUGAAAGAAAUAAGAAACAUGGACGAUUCAGGUCUUCUUCUGUCUCAAGCCGCAUAAUGCGAUGGGAUAAUGAGAUGGAUGUGUCUCCUAUGGAAGAACGUUUUGAUGUUAUUAUCUGUGCUGAUUGCUUGUUUCUGGACCAGUACAGAGCCAGCCUUGUUGAUGCAAUGAAGAGAUUACUCAAACCUAAUGGAAAAGUGCUUGUGUUUGCCCCUCAGAGAGGCGGUACCUUAAACCAGUUUUGCAGCCUUGCAGAGAAAGCUUGUUUAACUGCCCAGAGGCUUAUGAAUUACGACGACCAUGUUUGGAACUUUCAUCUCAAGAUGAAAGAUGAAAAAAAUGAGAGAUAUGAUGAGAACCUCCACUAUCCUGUCCUCGUCACUCUGACUAAGCAGGAAACAGCCAUCAAUGCCCAACCAAGCUGAGACCUGUGAUGUGCUGCCAUCUUCUUGGUUCCUCUAGCAGCUGCACUCAACAAUAUGAAAGCACAGUUAGGACGCUCAUAUGGAAGGAAUACUUUUGUUGGUGAAGAUUAAGGAAAAUUCACAAGUGUAAACUUACCUCUUUUCUCGCCCAGAAAAUCCACAGAAUUUGUAAUGUUCCAUACUUUUCCAAUUAAAACAAU